UUGCUAAACGAGUAACCAGUUUUAAGCGUUCAGUCAAGGACGUAAUUUGAACGAGAAAACACGUUCUGCAUCUUCUGCAUUCAUUUUCCUCUCACUGUUUGAAAAAAUUGAGGUUUACAAACCAUGGAACGCUGGUCUGGUAAAAUAGCUAUAGUUACUGGUGCAUCCAGUGGAAUUGGAUUAGCAACAGCCAAAGCUCUUGUUCAACAUGACACCGUUGUCAUUGGAUUUGCAAGAAGGAAAAAUAAGAUGGAGAGCGAAAUGCAGAAUGUUAAGGGAAAAGAUAAAGGAAAGUUUUAUGCAUGCGAGUGUGAUGUUUCCAAUCCUGAAAGUAUCGAGCAUGCAUUCGAAUGGGUCAAGAAAAAUUUUGGAGUAGUUCAUAUUCUGGUGAACAAUGCUGGUGUCUCAACAAAUAAGAAAUUUAUGGAUUCUUCCAGACCCGAUUGGAAAAAAUUAUUCGAUAUCAAUGUGUUAGGAUUAAUCGAUUGUACGAAACGUGCCGCUAGAUUAAUGUUAGAUGCUGAYGUAGARGGUUGCAUUAUUAAUAUCAACAGCGUCGCCGGUCACGAUAUUUUUUGUUACCCGGGUGUUACUCUUAAUAUGUAUUCAGCAACGAAAUAUGCUGUUACUGCUGCUUCUGAGAUUACUGCAAAGGAAUUGCAUGGUAGUAAAAUUCGAGUGACGAGUGUUAGUCCAGGAUUUGUUGCUACGGAUAUCGUUACAGCCAACAAUUUUGACUUAACAAAUUUGCCCAAGAAUGUGCCGGUAUUGAAAUCUAGUGACAUUGCAGAUGCUGUUAUUUAUAUAAUUGGAACUCCCCAACGUGUUCAUAUUACUGAAUUGACUAUUAGACCAAUGGGAGAACUUAGAUAUCAAGAUCAAUAAUAGGAUUAAGUUUAAUAUUUGAUAUGGAUUUUAUAUUCGUAUUUUUUUUCUAUAACCAUAAAACAAUGAAGGUAUAAUUUUUGUAAUAAUGUUAAAUGAAACUGACAAUUAUAACACUUCGGGUUUUACCUCGAUAAGUCAAUAAACAUUUAUAUAUCUUUUCUCAA
Messenger RNA from Polistes dominula (European paper wasp), 1052 nucleotides. RefSeq names its product farnesol dehydrogenase-like. NCBI's taxonomy places the organism in Eukaryota, Metazoa, Arthropoda, Insecta, Hymenoptera, Vespidae. The record is from RefSeq and is a predicted model, not a curated record.